Molecule: messenger RNA, 3960 nt
Organism: Cotesia congregata
Lineage: Eukaryota; Metazoa; Arthropoda; Insecta; Hymenoptera; Braconidae
Source: the annotation of a GenBank genome assembly
AUGACCAGUGAAACAAAGGAACAGAUCAAUGAUGACGAUCUUUCUAAAACCGAUGAAACUAGCCUGAGUUCUUCGAUAAGCUUAAGUAUCGGCGAAUGUUCAGUUCGGCUGAGAGAAAAGCCUCCGGUUGUUAACCAGCCUCAACAGAAUGAUGGAAAAUGGUGGGUUAAAAAACCUAUCAAGGUGGAAGAAUCUAAGGCUAGAGUUUCGAAGGAUGCUACGCAUUCUUCGAUGAAGGAGUUUCUUGAGAAAGAAAAAAUGUGCAGGAUUCAAAAUAACACAUCAAAAGAUAAAGAUGACACCCUCUGCGACAUCUUGGCAUCAACAGCCUUCGACAAAUACCCCUCAGACUUCGAGAACGCGACUGACGAGGACAUCGGAAGUUUCCUAGAAGAAAUGAGCAAGAUAGCAGGCGCCCUGAGUCCGAAUUCCGCCCCAGAACGCACAAAAUCAACCGAAUCCAGUAAAAUAACAACCGAAGAAGAAAAAUCAGUUGAAGAACUGCUAGAAGAAGCCGAAAAACUCGUCCGUGAGAACGUAGGGCUCUCCAAAAGCGCUUCCCGAUCAGACACCUUGGUCCCCGAUGAGAAAUCCCGCUCAGCCGACGACCUGGACCGGGCCCAUAACCUGGAGGACGACAUUUUCCAGCUUAUCGAGCAAGAAGUCCACCGGGAGAUCCGCAAGAGUCCCCGGAGCCCUAAGAAGACUUCCCCUAGUCCCGACUGCGAGGUAGUUUACGAAAAUGUGAAUUUGAAACCAAAAGGACUUGGCCUCCAACGUCAAAGAUUCGAAGAGCAGAAGGUCGAAGUUUCCAGUUCUUCUGAUCUGGAUGAUCCUAUAGAGCGCCAUUCUAAAUCAGAGGACCUUAAGAACACCAAGAAAGCCAGCCAGGAUGACCAGAACCUCAGAAAGGAGAUCACUGAUGUUGACAAGGACUUCUUUGAUGACUUGCUCCGGAAAUCAAAGGACAAAGCUGAGGGGAAGAUUUCCUCCAGUUCAAGUUUUGGUCAAGAAGACUUCUCGCAUUUUUUGAAGAUUCUGCAGAAUCAAGAUCACAGUGAUGCAAAGCCUCCAGCUGAAAGCUUGAUCACUUGUCUGCCCAACGAUCCCAAGAAUUCAACCUACCCAGAGAAGGAAAUCACGGAGAUUUUGGAGCGGGAGCUGUCCAAGGUUGCUAAAGAUGGAAAAGAAGGAGGUAAGUCGUCAGAUAAUUCACAAUUGUCAAGGAAAUCUAGCCGAGAUCGCGGUAUUGAUAUUAAAAAGGUCAUAAAUAAUCAAAAUGAGUUAUAUUCCGUGGGGUUGACUCCUAGAUUAGAGUUAUUUGCCGAUACAAUUCCGAAAUUGAUUGCCGAAAAAACAGACUCUGCUUUUAGCGAGAAUUCUGCAAUACCGACUGAUAAAUUUUCUAGCCAAGAUUUAAACCUUCAAAUAGUUUCCGUAAAUUUAGCAACUAAAAGUAAUUCUGUUAAUAAGAUUAAGAAUCCAAAACCUGAAGCGAAAGGUUUAGGCCCUUCAAAAAGCUGCGAUCAAUUGUCGAGACCAAUGAAAUCCUUUCGUUCUUUGGACGACAUAAAUUCGCGAACAGAUGCCAAAAAAUUCCCGCCAAAAUCAAAGCGCACUUCUUCGACGACUAAUGUCAGUAUUAAGCCGAAUUUAACGACUCUAGCUUCUAGGGUUAAGUUUUCGGUAAAACCGGUGAAGAAACCUCCGUUGAAAAGGAGCGAUUCCGCGGAUGGGAGGAAUUCAUUAGCGGGAGGAGAUUCUAAGUUAAACUUCAGGAAAGAUGAUUGGGAGGUGCUGUUUAAUGAGGAGAAGCACAAGAAUAUGCUUCUGAGGAAUCAGAUCGAGGCGGAGGCUAGGCAGUACAAGCAACAGAUAGAAGGGAUGAGGGUGUCGUUUGAAGAGGAGCUUUUUGCGGUAAAGAAGGCUAAUAUUAUCCUAAAAGCGCAAAUUGAUGAGCUUAGUUUGAAGAGGAUUGAAACUCCGGUUAGUUCUAAGGGAGAUACGAGGGUGUUGUUGUUGAAAAAGGAGUUGGAGAAGCAGGAGAGCUUGCUGAAGACUUAUGAGGGGGAGAACAAGCGCCUGAUGGCGGAGGCGAAGAAGUUCCAGGAGGAAAAGCGGGUUUGGGAGAAGGGGGAGAAGAAAGAGGUUAGAAAUCUUGAAGAUGAGACUGUUAAGUUGAAUGAUAUUAUCAAAGAUUUGAGGGAGGAGAUCUUGAAGUUCAAUUUUGAGGUUUCGGAUUUGAGGCAGAAGAACAGUGAAGCUGCGAUGAAGAAUGAUGACCUUCAGCAGCAGAAUAGUCUGGUUUGUGAGGAGCUUAGUAUGUACAAAGAGCAGCUGAAGACCAAAGACAGGUUUAUUAGUGAGAAAUUGACCGCUUGGAGCGCGGAAGAAGCGGAGAGUAGGCGGAGGAUGGAGGAAAUGCGGAUUGAGCUGAAUUCUAAGAAUGAGAAGCUCAAGUUUGCUAAUGAGGAGCUUAGGAGGUUCCAUGAAGCGAUUGGACCUUUGGAGAAGGAGCUGCUGGAUUUGAGGACUAGGGAGCAGAGUUUGUUGGAGAAGAUCCAGGUUUCACGGAGUCACGUUGAGCGGGAGAAGGUUCUGACGCAGAAAUUGAAGGACCAGGUGAUUUUGGAUAAUAAAAAGAUCUUGGAUCUUAAUAGGCAGGUCAGGGAAAUGGAGCGGAUUUUAAAGCGGAAGAAUCCUGAUUCGGUUUCUGCGUUGAUUCUCACGGCAAAGUCUGACAAUGAGAGGAUUAAUAUUGAGAAGGUAAGGCUCCUAGAGGACAGAAUUGCGUCCCUUGAAGGGGAAAUUCGAGCGAAAGAAGAGUACGGACAGGAAAAAUUAACGGAGUUGCAGAAGAAGUUUGUGGAAAUGAAGGAGAAGUAUGCUAAUCAGGUUAAGGAGCUGGAGGAGAAGAUUAGGGAGGGCAGCCAGAGGGAGAAAUUGAGGAGAGAUGUGUCGGUUCAAGUGGCGCCAUCUGUGGAGAGUCGGGGAAGUGAAGCGAGGAGAGAUUCGGAGGAGAAAAGAGAGAGGAGAGAUUCUAAGAGUGGAAAAGUUGGUAAAGAGGAUGCGCAUUUGUUGGCUACCAUAAGAGGACUGAAGAUGGAGCUGCAAGGGAAGGAUAAGAUGUUCGGGAAGUUGACCAGGGAAAUGGCGGAGCUUCAGAAGAUGAAUAGGAAGCUGCAGAAGGAGAGGGAGAAGUUGGUUAAUGAUAGGAAGAAUUUUAAGGUUGAUGAGAGGAAGAUUUGCAGUUCAGGAGUGAUGAAGGGGGAAGAUCACAAUUCUAAUUAUCAAAAUGGACAUGUCAAUGGCAAGCUUACAGGUUCGACAUCUAGGUUAUACGAUCCUUCGGUUUAUUCGGAAAAUGGAGAAGAAAAUGGAGGAGAAAAACGUCUGCAGGAGGAGAAUGAAUUCCUGAAGGAGGAAUUGGCGAAAGUGAAUAAGGAGUUUUUGGGACUGAAGACUAAGAGGUUGCAUGACUUGAAUCUGCUGCAGGAUGAGCAUGAUAGGGAACUGGCGGAGUUGGUUAAGGAGUACAGUGAUAAGUUUGGAGAUUCUAAGGUUGUGAAGCUUCAAGGACAGAUUAGUAAUCAAGGAGCUGUGAUUGGGCGGUUGAAGGAGCAGAUUGAGGAACUGAAGGAUUAUAAGGAGCAGGUUUUGGUUCUGAAGGUCGAAAGGGAGCACUUGGAGAAUAAGGUUAAGGUGCUGAAUGAGAAGGUGAAAUAUUUGUCGACUCCGGGGACGGAGCAGCUGCAGCUUCUGCAGGAGAAGAUCACCAUUUUGCAGCAGAGGCAUGAAAGCAGAGAAAUGACGCUGCAGAAUUUGGUGAGGGAGCUGUUGAGGAGCAAGACUCAGUGCCGGGAUUGUAGGGGCGAAAAAGGGAAGAAUAGGCAGUUGUGCUACUUCAGACAGGAACUUGAUCAUAUCUUGGCGAUGCUUCAAGAAAUCGCCAAUGUUUAG